CAGAGUUGUCUCUGACUCUCUGCCGGAGCUGUCCGGCUGACGUUUAAUAAUCUCCCUUCAGUCAUUUGGCUUUUUUCCCACCUUGCUUUGCGAAAAUGGAAUUAUUUUCUCGCUAUCUGGAUAGAAGCAAUUCAGUCAGCUCUGUCUGUCAGGACAUUAUAAAAGAGGACAACCUCAGAGAUGACCUGAGGUAUUAUUUCAUGAGCCCCUGUGAGAAGUACAGAGCCCGAAGACACAUUCCCUGGAAAAUGGGAGUCCAGAUCCUGAAAAUCAUCAUGGUCACGACACAACUCGUCCUGUUCGGCCUCAACAACCAGCUGGUGGUUUCCUAUAAGGAAGAGAACACCAUGGCGCUCAAACACCUUUUCUUAAAAGGCUACAGCGGGGUCGACGAGGACGACUACAGUGUUGCCGUCUACACGAAGCACGACGUCUAUGAAAGUCUGUUUUAUGUCAUGGAUCAGCACAGUCAGCUGGACCAGCUCUCUGUGGGCCCGAUCAGUUACGCAGAGGAUGAAAAUAGCAAGUUGCUGCCCCUCACCAUAUGUAAAGAGUACUAUAGGAGGGGCAGCGUGGAGCCUUCAGAUGAGAUCUAUGACAUCGAUGCUCAGCUGGAGACGGUUUGUAUGUCACACGAUCCAAAGACUGCAAACCUGUGGAGAACAGAGAAUUCCUCCUUUUUUAAUCUGGAUUUUUACAGACUUGUCGACAUCAAAAUAACCUUCCAGUUGAAGGGAAUCAACCUCCAGACGGUGCGUUCGCGAGAGUUGCCCGACUGCUACUCCUUCUUUGUUACGAUAACGUUCGAUAACCAGUGUCACAGUGGAAAGGUGAAACUAUUCCUGGACAUAGACGCUGAAAGCAGCGCGUGCCGAGACUGGAAGAUAUCGGGGACGGCUCAGAAGAACACACACUAUCUGCUGGUCUUUGAUGCCUUCGUUAUUCUGAUGUGCCUCACAUCAGCCGUGCUGUGCACUCGCUCCAUCAUACUGGCCGUCAGGUUACUGCAGAACCUUACAAAUUAUGACGUGUGCAGUAUUUUCCUGGGGACGUCCACAUUACUGGUGUGGGUCGGAGUGAUCAGGUACCUGGGAUACUUCCAGAAAUACAACGUGCUGAUCCUAACCAUGAAGGCAAGUUACCAGAAAAACGGGUUCCCGCAGACCGACCUGCAGAAGUUUCUCCACGAGCCGACAGAGCUGCCUAAUAUAGAGGAGAGCGAUCAGACAGACGUCAGAGUCAGACACUCUGUGCUCUGCUACUGCCAGUGAGUUCCAGCAAAUGAUGAUGUCAUACUUAUCAGCUGACGGCUGCCCCGCCUCUGGAUGAGACAGUUUAGGGAGGAAAAUGCUGGGAACAAUACGUCACAUGUCUGAGACAAACUUCUCAACACUGAAACUGAAAAAAUCCUGGUGAAUGUAGAUUUACACGUGUAACAUCCCGUCAGGUGCGAUAAGAAAGACCAAAUGAGUUUCCUCCACUGAACGGGAGUCAGGAGCUCCAGAUGCGGAGCUGGAACUGGGACUAAGAAGAAGUGGUUGCUUGGAUUAAUUGUAUAUGUUUAAAAUACUGCUUAGAUGUUUAUUUGGCCAAAGAGUUUGGUCGAGUGCUGUUGGGGAAUGUACAACAUUAAAGUUAAUUUAUUAAGUGUUGAAGUAAAGGUUGCAGCAAGGCUAA
This is a messenger RNA of Neolamprologus brichardi, 1677 nucleotides long. NCBI's taxonomy places the organism in Eukaryota, Metazoa, Chordata, Actinopteri, Cichliformes, Cichlidae. The record is from RefSeq and is a predicted model, not a curated record.